AUGUCGGCACCUCUGAACAAUGAGAUCAGUCAAGUGGUGGAGAUGCUCGGCAUCACCCAGGCUCAAGCGACGACGCUCCUCCGGAACAAUAACAACGAUGUCAGCCGCUCGAUAGACGCAUAUUUCAACGAUGCAGUAGGGAGCCUUACAGAGACCAACUUGGCGGCGCAUAAUACCUGGGAGCAGCAGGAUAAUAUUCCGUUCGAUGGCGACGAUGAUGCUCGGUCUACUGGCGCUAUGCCGGCGCUGAGCCGGCCACCCAGUAGGGCUGAACAGAGUGGUGGUGGUGGGGGGCACGUGAAUCCGAUCGAUUUGACGCAAGCCCACGCGCAGGCGACGACGCAGGCAAACGCCGGGACUACUCAAGAGCAAGACGAGGAGGCACAAUUACAGGAGGCGAUGAGAUUGUCGUUGGCGGAGGCACAGGAGAGCGGUGUGACAAGUACAGAUCCUACAGGAAACGCCAAAGGCGAUCGAUAUUUCGGACCUGCGACGCGGAACGAAUACGAUGCAAGCCAAUGGCAGAUGGUGGCAGUUGCUUCAUCUCGAGAGAUCGUGGAUCACCCUCCGCCUUCGAAGAGACGUCGCAUGAAUGGCCAACCUGCAUUUCUGAGGCCCUCCAAUGACAAGAGCUAUCUGGCGGCCCUGCUUACGAUCUAUCAUGCGAUACCCAUGGCAAGAGAAGCACUACUGUUUCCUUCAAUGCAAGUUGCAAGCUACGGCUACGAUCCAAGCUGGUGGUCUGGAACCUCAGACGCGAACAGCAGAUCGAUAUCCAUGCAGACCGACGAAAACCACGACGUUGACCGUACCAAAGCGCUAGCAGAAGUGCAGUGUCUGAUGGCUUUUCUCGAUAACACACAGCGAGCUUACGGCAGUGUGGAUGCUCUGCAAGACCUAGCGUUUAUGCGGAAGCACCAACGGACCGCUAGCACGGCUUUCUCCGUCUUCCUCGAGGCAUGGCAAGAUGCAGCACGCUCUCAGCAACCGAACGAAUCUCUUGCAGGGAUUUUUCACUCCGAGGCCAAGAGAGUCUCGGAAAUGGACAACGAGCAGACCAGGGGAAUGGUUUGUAUAGAGCCACAAAUCUAUGUACGGCCCAAUCAGACACUGGUCAAUCUCCUCGACACCACUGUGUGGGAUGACACCGAUGGUCAACCGCUGGAGGACGUAUAUAUCUCACACUUGGGUGACGUCUUUACAAUUAGGAUAUGGGGAGACGCCAACCUCUGCGCCGAGGGACUGCAGCUCACCGCGCCAGCGACCUGGUACCCCGACCGCUACAUGGCAGCUCUCCGCGAGCAGACACGGCAGAUGCGCGCCGAGGUUCAGAAGAUCCGAGCGCAGAUGUAUGAGAUCACGAACCAACAGAGACGCCUCGAAUCUUUCAUCGGCUCGAAUAGAAGACCAGUCCGCAUAAGGGAGGUGCUUGAGGCCGCUGCGAAGGCCGCGCCUACUAUUUUGAACGACAGAUACGCAGAGCAUCAGCCGAACGAGGAGCUGAAUGCCGCCAAUGUCGCAGCCAUAGAAGGGCAGAUACGCGCAGUGCUCGCUCGUAUCGAGGAGAAGCUCGCCGGUCUGGAAUCAAAGAAGAAUUCCCUGCAGAAAGAGAUUGACGUGCUUGAGCUUCAGUACACGGGCCCGGGAGACGAUCCGAGCCAGCCGCCCAAUCUGAACUACAUGUUGACGGGAGUUGCGACAAAGCCAGAGGUCAUCUAUGUCCGACAGCGUAGUCAUGAUUUGCUGGGUCUGGAAGAUGACGAUGCAACGCGCAAACGUGAUGAGUGGCAGUGGUGGCGCAUAGCUUGGUCGCCUUCUUCGAGCCAGAAGGCUCCAUCCAUCGGCCCGGUGUCUCAACCUCAAGCCCAAGUUCCAGCGACGGACGAGCACAACCAGGGUAGCGCUCUCCCUGACCUACCAUACACCAUAGCUGAAGUCUCUGAGUCGGACGCUAUCGAAGCUGUCCGCACGGAAUACCACACUGCAGUAUUGGUCUACGCCAGCGAAAAAGCAUUGGGAUUUCAGGGUCGUACCCUCCCCACGGCACUAAGGCAAAUGAUAGAGCAGGACAAUAUUAGCUUCGGCCAAGAUAUCCGGUCGGAAAUGGAACCAGAAACGCAAGCACCGCACGGCACCGCUAACAUCAUGGAUGACGUACCUGAUCUUGUCGAUAACACUGGCACAUCUUCAGACACACCCACUGGGAGGUCUCCAGACGGAUUUGGCGCGGCAGAACGCAAGUUCUCAGCGAUGUCUAUCGGCACGUCCUCUUAUCGUGACGAGCACGGGCAGCCCUCACCAAAGCGACCAAAGAGCUCGCAUGAGAGCGAUGGGACCGCCGGCGUGGUAUAUGAGGACAACACUGGUUCACCGCCUUCAUAUGAUGACAGCGUCCUCCCUACGGAAGAAAAUCAAGCUCAGCAGCGGUAUCAGUACCGGAACAAGAUCGGGGAAUACGCCGACUCGUUGUCGAAGAUGUACGGUGACACCGCGGAGGAGUUGUCGAGGAUGCAUGGCAAUCCGGCGGGCGGCGGAAGUGGACCUGGAGCCGGCUCUGGCAGCCAGAUAAACAGUAUCGAGCAACAAAAAGGUGAAAGUGUGCAUAUUGAACGAUCGGAUAGUCCGCCGCGGUGA
This is a messenger RNA of Cyphellophora attinorum, 2634 nucleotides long. RefSeq lists its product as uncharacterized. Gene Ontology annotation, cellular component: nucleus; cytosol. Gene Ontology annotation, biological process: protein deubiquitination. Bases 1 to 2634 code for a protein of 877 amino acids. The record is from RefSeq and is a predicted model, not a curated record. NCBI's taxonomy places the organism in Eukaryota, Fungi, Ascomycota, Eurotiomycetes, Chaetothyriales, Cyphellophoraceae. The transcript has a single exon.